Molecule: messenger RNA, 7828 nt
Organism: Nothoprocta perdicaria
Lineage: Eukaryota; Metazoa; Chordata; Aves; Tinamiformes; Tinamidae
Gene: OTOGL
Product: otogelin like
Exons: 58
Coding region: 1-7341 (2446 amino acids)
Biological process (GO): L-arabinose metabolic process
Cellular component (GO): extracellular matrix
Molecular function (GO): protein binding; alpha-L-arabinofuranosidase activity
Source: RefSeq, a predicted model, not a curated record
AUGAACAUAGUGGGAAAGCUCAAUUUAAUGAUACCUUGGAGCAUAUUCUUGAUUCAUUUUCUGCUGUUCUUUUUGCAAGGAUCAUAUUGCAAGUUCUCUCUUUUGAAAAGAACUUCAAGAACUGAGUUUAAUGCAGCUCGACAGAAAAGAGAUCUCUUCRCAGCAGAGGACCACGCUGCCUCCCCUCGGUCUCGCCUUCGCCGGGCCUUUACCCGGAGUCCUCCAGGUUCUUGUCCUCAGGGGUGCCUUAAUGGAGCAGUUUGUACGGAGGCAGGGGAAUGUGAUUGUCAGAUAUUUCAGGCUCAAGGAAACAGGUGCCAAAUUGUACCUAACAGUGGUAAGGACCGAGAUGGGAUUUGCAAGUCAUGGGGACAGUAUCAUUUUGAAACAUUUGAUGGCAUCUACUACUACUUCCCUGGAAAUUGCUCCUACAUUUUUGCAAAGGACUGCAGUACUCCAGAACCCCAGUACACUGUUUGGGUUCAUAACAGUCCUCACUGUUACGGUUCAGUAUAUUCUUGUCUGAGGACAAUCAGCUUAUUUUUUUCAAACCAAGAAGAGAUAAUAAUUUCAGGACAUGAAGUAAGAAAGGAAGGACUUAGAUUAGCUUUGCCUCAGACAGUUGGAAAUGUUUUCCUUGAGAGACUGGCUGACUACAUUCUGGUGAAAACUACCUUUGGUUUUUCACUCGCUUGGGAUGGAAGCUCUGGUAUUUAUAUCAAGCUGACAGAAGAUCAUAAGGGGAAACCUUGUGGCCUCUGCGGAAAUUUUAAUGGCAAUAAAUUUGAUGACCUGAGACUGCAAAAUAAUAAAUAUACAGAAGACAUUGCUGAAUUUGCAAACAGCUGGAUUGUGCAAACCCCGUAUGAAACAGCUUGUGUUCCUACUGCCUCAGAUUUUUCCAGCCCCUGUCCAGCUGAUGCAGAAUCCACUGAGGACAUAUUCUUCAAGUGCCAAAUAUUUCUACAGUUUCCUUUUCUCAGCUGCCAUGAAAGCAUAGACCCAUAUUCGUAUAUUUCUAGCUGUAUGAAUGAUCUUUGCAGAAUGGAUGAUGAUGAGACAUAUUGCAGAGCAGUGACAGAGUACGCUAGAGCGUGCUCGCACGCCGGGGCCCCUGUGCGCGACUGGAGGGAUGACUUCCCAGCCUGUACUGAAAAGUGUGAAGACAGCUUCGUGCACCGUGAUUGUAUCAGCUGUUGUCCACCAACCUGCACCUUUGAAAAGGAUUGUCUUGGAAGCAAUCUGCAUUGCUUAGAUGGCUGUUACUGUCCAGAUGGUCUCAUUUUGGAAAAUGGAACUUGUAUCUCUGUGUCAAAUUGUCCUUGUGUUUAUCAUGGAACAGCCUUCCCUGUAGGCUCAAAAAUUGAACAAGAAUGUAGCAAUUGUGUUUGCAUUGGUGGCAUUUGGAACUGCACAGAUCAUGAUUGCCCAGCUGAGUGCUCCGUCACAGGUAACUCUCAUUUCACAACAUUUGAUGGUCGUCAUUUCACCUUUCUUGGGAUUUGCCAGUACAUUUUGGUAAAAGGCACCGGGAAAAACAAAUUCACAAUCACUUUACAGAAGGCACCUUGUGGACCCAACUUUGACCAUGCCUGCAUUGAGUCUGUAACACUAGUUCUUGAAGACGAUGCAAGCAAACAAGUAACUCUUGCAAGAUAUGGUCAAGUCCAAAACGGCCUUAAUCAAGGUUUUAACCUCAAUGGGGCUGUUGAAAUUCAGAACAUAUCUUCUCUGUUUGUCCAACUAAAAACCAGCUUUGGUUUGAAGAUACUUUUUGCUAAAGAUGGAGAGAGGCUCUACAUUCAAGUUGAUGUCAGCUGGAAGAGAAGAACAUUGGGACUAUGUGGAACUUACAAUGGGAAUUUAAGAGAUGAUUUUCUUUCUCCAGCAGGGAUGAUAGAAGGGACCCCCCAGCUUCAUGCCAGUGCGUGGAAAGUUUCCUCAGCUUGUUCAGUGCCUAUCAACAUUCCUGUGGUUGACCCCUGUAAUGUUAAUCAACAAAAUGUUGGGUAUGCAUCUCACUGCGAUAUCAUCAAUCAAGAACUCUUUGCUCCCUGCCAUGCCUACAUCAGCCCAGGGUUAUAUUACCAGCUGUGCCGGUUUGAUGCAUGCAAAUGUGGAAGCAGCUGUUUGUGCAAUGCUCUUGCACACUAUGCUCAUGUCUGUGGCAAGCAUGGAAUUGCUAUUGACUUCAGGUCUCACAUUUCUUACUGCGCUGUGCUGUGUCACAACGGUAUGCUCUACCACCAGUGCUCGUCCUUUUGUAAACACUCCUGUGCUUCCCUUUCUGCGGCAAAUAGCUGCGGCGAUGACUGUGCUGAAGGAUGUAACUGUCCUGAGGGGAAAUAUUUUGAAGAGUCGGUCAACUUUUGUUUAUCAAUAUCUGCCUGUAAUUGUCAUUACAAGGGCAAAGCCUUCCAGCCUGGAGAAAUCCUCCUCACGUCAACAGGUUCCUGCCAGUGUUUGAAUGGAACAAUGAAAUGUAUUGAAGCCASUACAGAAAAUACAGUUCACGUUUGCCCUGAAGGCAAAAUCUACUAUGACUGCAGAUCUCCUGUGCCUGGACUACCAGCAGCUGGCGCAAACUGCGGCGUCUCCUGUGCCAACCUUGCCAUGAACUUCUCCUGCGUCCCCUCACCACCUUGUGCAAGUGGCUGCAUUUGCCCACCAGGGAUGGCAGAACAUAGAGGGAAAUGUUAUAUUCCGGACAGUUGUCCAUGCACCUGGAAAGACAGGGAAUUUCUGUCAGGAGAAGUGAUAGCUACACCUUGUUACACCUGUGUUUGUCGGAGAGGGGUAUUCAAUUGCACAAGUUAUCCUUGUCCUGCUGUAUGCACUAUUUAUGGAGAUCGACAUUAUUACACAUUUGAUGGACUGGAGUAUGAUUAUGUCAGUGACUGCCAAGCUUAUUUGCUAAAGAGCACAGAUAACUCAAAUGUAUCUAUAAUUGCUCRGAACAAGAAGUGCUUUGACAACAAUAUUGUUUGCUCAAAGAGUGUUUUCAUCACUGUCGGAGACACUGAGAUUUAUUUUAGCGAACCUUCUGAGAAGCAGAAGACCUUAAGGAGACAGGAAAGCAGAUCUAACUAUCAGCUUUGGAAGGCUGGAUAUUAUACCGUGAUACACUUUCCAGAACAGGACAUUACGAUUUUGUGGGAUAAGAAGACAACAAUACAUGUUAAAGUUGGACCUCGAUGGAAGGGUAGACUGGCAGGUUUGUGUGGAAAUUUUGACAAAUACACUUCAAAUGAUUUGACUACAUCAAACAACAUGGAGGUGAGAAAUGCACAGGUGUUUGGAGACAGCUGGGUGUUAGGACCGUGCAAGAGCCCAAACGAAACACUAAGACCAUGUGAGGUGCAUCAGAGCAAGUUCCCUUAUGCCAAAAAGGAAUGCUCAAUUUUAUACAGUGAUGUUUUUGCACCUUGUCGCAAUGUGAUUGAUGUCACUUCUUUUGUCAAAAAUUGUCAUACAGAUACGUGUAACUGCAAUCUUGGAGGGGACUGUGAAUGCUUGUGCACCAGCAUUGCAGCUUAYGCUCACAAGUGUUGCCAGCAAGGAGCUGCAAUUCACUGGCGGUCUCCUGCGCUCUGUGCUUAUGACUGUGAAUAUUACAAUCAAGGGCUUGGCGAAGGACCGUAUAUUUUAGCAAGUUAUGGGCAGAAUGAUACCAUUAUAGGAGCUAACAUAUCCAGCAGAAGGAUAUUUCCCUUACCUAGAGCUGGAGCAUAUGGAAAUGCAUUUUUUAGCUUCAUGAUAACUCCAGGACUUUUCAAAGAUAAAGAUCUGUCUCUUUCUCUUGUUUCCCUCGAGUCUGCGGAAAGACCAAACUACUUUCUGUAUGUGUACGAGGACGAGAGCGUUGGGCUGGAGCAGUGGCAAGCAGGCGCCGCCUUUCGGAGACAAGCCUCCUUCUUCCACCACCAAGGCCUCUGGAGAGCAGGCUUCAGUGCCUUCGAAAUGCACAGUAAAAAGGGCUUUUUCAUCAUUCUCACACCAUCCGGUGUUAAAGUUGCCAAGUAUGAUAAUUCAGAAGAAUUCAAGCAUUUAAGCAGCUUUAGUAUUGAAGAACUCAGUGCUUCUGUGCCUUACAGAAGGAUUUGUGAAUGGAGAUACGAACCUUGUGCUAAUCCCUGUUUUAAAACAUGUAGUGAUCCUGAAGGAAUAGCRUGCAAAUUUCUUCCUCCGGUUGAAGGAUGCUUGCCAUACUGUCCCAAAAACAUGAUCCUUGAUGAGGUCACACUUAAAUGUGUUUAUCCAGAAGAUUGCAUACCUGUGAAACCYACGGAAUCAACAGCUGGAACAAAAUUUUCCUCACUAACCUCUCACACAGUUGCGACCUUGGAGAGAUUUCCUCAGACACCUCCUGUAUUUGUUGCUAUGGGGGCUGGGCCAACUCCUGCCAAGAUAACCUUGAAGACAGAUGUAACUCCAAGAGGAAUGAAUAUGUCAGCACAGUCCAAUACAGACUUUUUUUCAUUGGAGUCAUCUAAUGAUGCCACCUACUCAACAGUCACAUUACCAAAGUCCACAGAGUUGCAAAAUGGAACUGUGACAAAUUUAUCUCAUUCUAGCAGUGAGAUGGCUCUGCCUCCCCCCUCAAAGCAAGCACAAACUUCUCUGGCAAGCACAGAAGCAAUCACAGUUAGAGCUGACCAGGGUUCCUUUGGUGCAGUGAUGCUUACAUCCUCUGAAUGUGUGCCUAGGUACCUUGAACCUCUUGACAAAUGUAGCCAGUAUCUGUGUGUUAAUAUGGGUUGGAUGUUAUACAACCUUUCAAAGAACUGCAGAAGAGAUGUGCAGAAGCCAGACUGUGGAUUCCGAGGAAUGCCAUUCCAAGUUAACACUGAUAGCUGUUGCCCCGAAUGGGAAUGUCCCUGUCAGUGUUCUGUACUGUCUGAACUGAGUGUCAUUACAUUUGAUGGGAACAACAUAGCCCUUUGCAAUGUGGCUUCCUACAUUUUAGUCAAGCUACCAGGAGAAAUUAUUAUCGCUCAUAUUGAAAAAUGUCCAGCUAAUCAAAGUGCAAAUUCAAUAAGAAAGCUAGUUCCCCCUUCAAGCACUUCUGGACUCUGCUUUAAGAAAUUAAAUGUUACAACAUCUACAAAUAAAUUACUUAUCAACCGUUUAGCAAGAAGGGUAGUAGUGGAUUCUGUAAUUCAGUCAUUACCAUUUUCAAAACAAGGACUGAGUAUUCAGGAUACUGGUGCAAUGUAUGUUGUCAACACGCCAGCUGGUGUUAGCAUCAAGUGGGCUCAUGUUACAGGCAUCAUAGAUAUCCAGUAUGGACUGCAUUCUAACACAUCAGUGAAGACAGAAGGACUUUGCGGGGUGUGCAAUGGAGACCCUAGUGAUGAUUUGAAAAUACAAAACAGGACCGUAAUUACAAAUAUGGAGGAAAUUGAAGAGUUCAUUAAGAGCUGGGAAAUUGAGAAAUCRGUUGAUGCAACAACCAGGAGGCCAGUAAGAGACUGCGCUGAAGAUAACUGCACAUACUGUAUGGAACUGUUAAAUAGAAGCAUUUUCUUCCCUUGUCACAAGAAAGUUUCGCCACGGGAGUUUUGUGAGAAGAUGUGGAUCAACAGUACCUAUUUYUGGAAUUAUGAGUGUGAUGCACUUUCUGCAUAUGUGGCUUUGUGCAACAAGCAUAAUAUCUGCAUUAAAUGGAGGACACCUGAUUACUGCUCAUUGAGUUGUCCUGAUGGCAAGGAAUACCAGCCUUGUGUGCAACCCUGUGAAGCCAAGACAUGCUUGAAUAAGUGGUUUUAUGAAGAUUCUCCCUGUUCCUAUUUAAGAGAAGACUGUGUGUGUGAAAAUGGGACUAUUCUGCAUAGAACAGACUCUGAUCUCUGUAUACCAGAAGAAAAAUGCACAUGUACAGAUAACAAAGGACAACCCCACUCCGCUGGGGAGAUUUGGAAUGAGUCCACAAAAGGCUGCUGCAUGUACAAAUGCCUAGAAAAUGGAAGUGUCAUUGCAGUAGAGCCCGAAUGUGACRAGGAUCCAUCACCAAUCUGCGAAAGAGAAGGGGAAGUUAUUGUCCACAUCCUUGAAGAGAAGGCUUGCUGUCCAAAAAAAGUUUGUGAGUGUAACAUGUCAUUGUGUGAGGCUGUUAUUCCAACAUGCAAAACCAGUGAAAAAAUGGUUGUUAGCUACCAUGCCCUAUCCUGCUGUCCACAGUACCGAUGUGAAUGUGAUCCUUCAGUUUGUGUGAAUGCUUCCCAGCUGGAGUGCAGAGAAGAUCAGUUUAUUGUUGAAGCAAAACAAGAAGUUCCCUGUUGUUUCUCUUACCUCUGUGUUUGUGAAUCCUGUAUCGACCCUGUUCCCUUGUGUAAUGAAGGAGAAAUUCUCACUGUUGACCUUAACACCAUACAUUACUGUUGUCCUCGUUACUACUGUGUCUGUGAUGAAAACCUUUGUUCUGAGCCUCCUAUGAACUGCACGGAUGACAUGACACUUGUGAAGGAAAAUGUACCUGGGCAGUGUUGUCCAGAAUGGCACUGUGAAUGUAGCUGUGAAAACACUACUUUGCUGACUUGUAAAUUGGGAGAAGUUCAGAAAAUUGAUAGUAGUGUUUCCAGUUCUUGUGGAUGCACUCACUACAUUUGUGAAAAGGAUGAUGUGUGCAUCUUCCAAGACGUAACUGUCCUGAGUCCGGGACAAUCAGUGGUUCAGUAYUUAGAUGGAGACCUUUGCUACACUGUGCAGUGCUUACCAGAGAAAGAUCCGAACACAGGGUACAACGCCGUGCAUUUCACAAUGGUCAACUGUUCUCAGCAGUGUGAAACUCAUCAAAUAUAUAUUCCUUCCUCCAGUCACCAUACUUGCUGUGGUACCUGCCAGAAUGUGUCCUGUUCUUUUCAUUCAGAAAAUGGAACAUUAGUUGUGCAUGAAGAAGGAAGCACUUGGAGCUCCAACUGCACAAACUACAAGUGUGCAAAGACCACAGCAGGGGCUAUGAUACUGGGGUCCAGUGUUAUCUGUCCCCCUUUUAAUGACACUGAGUGUACAAAGAAUGGAGGAACUGUGCAGACAUAUAAUGAUGGCUGCUGCAAGACCUGUAAAAAGGAAGAUAGGAUUUGUCAGAAAAUGACAAUCAGAACAACCAUAAGAAAAAGCGGCUGUAUAAGUCAAAGCCCGGUUAAUGUGGCUUCUUGCGAUGGAAAAUGCCCGUCUGCAACGAUUUUUAAUGUUAAUAUUGACAGCCAUUUAAGAUUCUGUAAAUGUUGUCGAGAAACUGGGACACGCAAUCUGACUGUGCCUCUCUACUGCUCAGGAAAUGGCACUGAAAUCAUGUAUGUCAUUCAGGAGCCUAUAGACUGCUCAUGCCAGUGGAACUGAGUGCUGYUGCGUAUACAGUUUUGUCCGAAGAAUGAAAAUGAGUUUCCUUUCACCAAACUGUAUGCUUUGUCCUUGGAUGGAUAGAGUCUCAUCGAUUAUAUUCAUAAUGUAAUCUUUCACAAAUUUAGUAGAGGUUUUAUUCUACAAAUUUCCUUUUAAAAUAUCGAUGUAUGUAGAAAGAAGUACGUAAAUCCUUUUCAAACAGAAAUAAUUUAGUCAGAAUUCAUUUCUGUCCAGUGCUUUUCUAAUGUGCUCCUUAAAGAUGCCUUAAAGAUGCUCCUUAAAGAUUUAUAUUGUGUUUUUGAGAACYACUGAAUUCAUUUAUAUAUAAAAAAAAGGUUAAACAAACAUUUUUAUCUUGCUGAAAAGCCUAACUUUUAAUGUAAGAUAUUGUCAGACUGGAGUCUGCUUCAACUGGAAUUUGCUGUGAAACGUGAUUACAGUUUGUAAAUACCUUUAGUAAAUUCUCAGAGUAUAAAGUAAAAUA